Molecule: messenger RNA, 900 nt
Organism: Penicillium salamii
Lineage: Eukaryota; Fungi; Ascomycota; Eurotiomycetes; Eurotiales; Aspergillaceae
Source: the annotation of a GenBank genome assembly
AUGCAAAUUUCGAAUCCAGGUGAAGGGCUUCUCAAAAAGAGCCUCAAAGUGGCGUGCAUUCAAAUAUCAAGUGGUCCAAACAAAGCUCGCAAUCUUGCAAAAGCCCGAGAAAAGGUUCUCCAGGCAGCAUCCGAGCGUGCCUCUCUCAUCGUUCUCCCGGAGUGUUUCAACUCCCCCUACUCUACAGCAAGCUUCCGUGAAUAUGCAGAGCCUCUGUCUCACUCAAUCGAUCCUCAAGAGUCACCCAGCUUUGCUGCACUAUCAAAAAUGGCCUCCGACACCGGCACUUUUAUCAUCGGCGGAAGUGUUCCGGAGCGUGAUCUAUCUGGCAACAUCUACAACACAUGCGCAGUAUACUCGCCUCAGGCCAAACUACUAGCUUCACAUCGCAAGAUGCAUCUAUUUGAUAUCAAUGUUACCGGGGGUAUCUCGUUCUGUGAAUCAGACACCCUAUCUGCUGGAAACAAAAUCACCAUUGUCGACCUAGAGGGGUAUGGUAGAAUCGGGAUUGGAAUCUGCUAUGACAUGAGGUUCGCUGAGCCAAGCACCAUCGCAUCGCGCCAGGGUGCAUUUGCACUAAUUUACCCUUCAGCAUUCAACACCACCACCGGCCCUCUUCACUGGGAGCUUUUGGGUCGUGCCCGUGCGGUCGAUAACCAAGUGUAUACAAUGCUGUGUUCGCAGUCGGGAGAUCCAGCCUCCUCUUACCCAGCUUGGGGAUAUAGUAUGGUUGCAGAUCCGAUGGGUCAAAUUGUUGCAAAGACAGAAGAAAAGGAGGAUAUUAUUUAUGCCACUUUGGAGCCUGGAGUCAUCACAAAGAGUCGGGCGGCUAUUCCUAUUACCUGUCAGAGGAGGCAUGAUGUAUAUCCCGAUAUUGCGAAGCUGGUUGAUCUUCAAUAG